Talaromyces amestolkiae is the source of this 1371-nucleotide messenger RNA. RefSeq lists its product as uncharacterized. The record is from RefSeq and is a predicted model, not a curated record. NCBI's taxonomy places the organism in Eukaryota, Fungi, Ascomycota, Eurotiomycetes, Eurotiales, Trichocomaceae. Gene Ontology annotation, molecular function: acyltransferase activity, transferring groups other than amino-acyl groups. The transcript has 2 exons. The coding region runs from base 1 to 1371 and encodes 456 amino acids.
AUGGGCAAACAACAACAACCCGCCUACGUCCUCGGCGUGGGCAUGACCAAAUUCAUCAAGCCCAGAGGCAAAGUCGACUAUCAUGAAAUGGGAUUCGAAGCCGGUGUCAAGGCCAUGCUUGACGCCCACAUCACCUACGACGACGUCGACCAGGGUGUAGCCUGCUACGUCUACGGAGACAGCACUUGCGGUCAGCGAGUGUUCUAUCAGUUUGGUCUGACCAAGAUUCCCAUCUAUAAUGUCAACAAUAACUGCGCAACCGGUUCCUCUGGUCUUGCUCUCGGUCGCACUAUUGUCUCUCAUGGCGCUGCGGAUUGUGUUCUUGUCGUGGGUUUUGAAAAGAUGAACCCUGGUAGUCUGCAGUCAUACUUUAACGACCGAGAAAAUCCGACCGGUCUGUUCGGAAUGAUGAUGGCUGAGACUCGUGGUGUGACCAAUGCCCCUGGUGCUGCUCAGAUGUUUGGUAACGCUGGCCGGGAAUAUAUGGAGAAAUACGGAGCUAAGGCAGAAGACUUUGCCGAAAUCGCUCGCAUUAACCACGAACACUCCAAGCGCAACCCAUAUUCGCAAUUUCAGGACGAAUAUACCCUUGAACAGGUCUUGAAAGCUCCCAUGAUCUUCGAGCCACUUACCAAACUUCAAUGCUGUCCUACCUCUGACGGUGCCGCGGCCACCGUCAUUGUCUCCCAGGCUUUCCUCGAUGCUCGCCCCCACUUGAAGUCGCAGGCUAUUCUGAUCGCUGGUCAGACCAUGGCUACCGAUGACCUGUCUCUCUACGACCGCAGCUCUAUCGACCUGAUGGGCUUCCAAAUGACCCGCCACGCCGCCCGGACCGCCUUGGCCGAGGCCAAAGUGGACGUCAAGGACGUCAAGGUCUGCGAAUUACACGACUGCUUCUCGGCCAACGAGAUGAUUACUAUUGACGCACUUGAGCUCUCCGCACCAGGAAAGGCGCAUGAAAUGGUGCGCAAGGGCGACAUUACCUAUGGCGGGCACAUGGUCAUCAACCCCUCCGGAGGUCUCAUUUCCAAGGGCCACCCUCUCGGCGCUACGGGUCUUGCUCAAUGCGCCGAGCUUGUAUGGCACUUACGUGGCUGGGCCAAUAACCGUAUGGUCAAGGGUACUUCGGCCGCUCUGCAACACAAUCUCGGUCUCGGCGGUGCUGUCGUCGUAACCGUCUACAAGCGCGCCGAUGGCAAAGAAGCUACCCCCGUGUCGGAUCAAGAAAUUGCUAAAGUCACUGGCCUUGGUUACAACCCUGCUGUUUCGGCAAAGGGUUUCACAGCAGCACAGGCCAAGUCGGUAUUGAGUAAGAAUAUCAGCGAGUAUGCUCAGGGUGACGUGCAGGAGAAGGUUCUUGCUCGUUUUUAG